UGAGAAUCAGUAACAUAGUCUUCUUUUUAUUUUUUUCUCUCCAUUUCCCUUCUAUUAGCUUUUCACUUCCUAUCUAUCAACCUUUUUCUCUAUCGUAGGAAGGAUAUAUAGUACAGAUCUGAAGACUCAACAACCUCCUCUGAUCCUGUACAUCAAUGCAGAGGGAGAAUGGAUGGAAGUCUCUCUCUCUAUAACAAACUAACAAUCAAUGAAGAUGAUAAGGUAAAAUUCCAUACACUCACGCCUCUCAUAGUCUUCUCAUCUUUUUUCGGAAUAAUUAACACUUUGAAUCACUACUACUCGCUGCUUUCUGUUCAUGAUUCUGCCGCCCGCUGCCAUUUUAAGUUGGAGCAAACCCACGACUCCGCGCCGCCCUGCUCCUCCCAUUCUUGUCUAGUCUACACUAACACAACACUAAUAAUAAUAAUUGUUAUUAUUACUGGGCAGCUCACUUCAAUCCUUCCUAUAUUAUGCUGAGCGGAGCGGCCACAAAACUGACGCAUAACCAUAUUCGUUUUUACUAGCUUUUUGACCCGGAAUUAGAGAGAGAGAGAGAGAGAGAGAGAGAUGGGCUUGCCGCCGCUUUUUGGAAUGUUUGUUGUUCUUGGGCUUUUGGUCUGUGGGAAGGGGUACCCGGAAGAAGACCUGGUCAAGGCUCUGCCCGGCCAGCCAAAUGUUGGGUUCAAGCAAUAUGCUGGGUAUAUUGAUGUUGAUUCCAAAGCUGGGAGGAGUCUCUUUUACUACUUUGUUGAAGCUGAACUGGACCCGCCUCACAAGCCCCUCACUCUUUGGUUAAAUGGAGGUCCAGGCUGCUCUUCAAUUGGUGGGGGAGCCUUCACAGAGCUGGGCCCAUUCUUUCCCAGAGGUGAUGGACGAGGUCUUAUAAGAAAUCCAAGAUCAUGGAAUAAAGCAUCAAAUCUCCUUUUCGUUGAGUCUCCUGCUGGCGUAGGAUGGUCAUAUUCAAAUACAAGUUCUGACUACGAAUGUGGAGAUGCCUCAACAGCCAGGGACAUGCGUAUUUUCAUGACGAAUUGGCUCAACAAGUUCCCUUCAUACAAAUCCAGAGACUUGUUCCUCACAGGAGAAAGCUAUGCUGGACAUUACAUUCCACAGUUAACUAUUGCUCUUCUAGACCACAAUCAAUACUCCAAAGGAUUCAAGUUCAACCUCAAAGGAGUUGCUAUUGGGAACCCUCUGCUGAAACUGGAUUGCGAUGUUCCAGCAACAUAUGAAUUCUUUUGGUCCCAUGGAAUGAUUUCUGAUGAAAUUGGUCUAACAAUAAUGCAAGAUUGCGAUUUUGAAGACUACACAUUUCCUCAUCCACACAAUGUGUCAAAAUCGUGUAAUGAUGCCAUGGCGGAGGCCGACCGCAUUGUUGGUCAAUAUAUAAACAACUACGAUGUGAUUCUUGAUGUAUGCUAUCCGUCAAUUGUGGAGCAAGAGUUGCGUUUGCGCAAGAUGGCCACAAAGAUAAGUGUAGGUGUUGAUGUGUGUAUGAGCUAUGAAAGACGCUUCUACUUUAACCUUCCUGAGGUUCAGCAGGCCAUUCAUGCAAACCGAACCAAGUUGCCAUAUGGUUGGUCUAUGUGCAGUAGCAUUCUGAGCUACAAUCAAUCUGAUGGAAGCAUUGACAUUCUACCUCUGCUUAAAAGGAUUGUACAAAACCACAUUCCAGUCUGGAUUUUCAGCGGGGACCAGGACUCUGUUGUACCAUUGCUUGGGUCUCGGACACUUGUCCGUGAACUUGCUCAUGACUUGGGGCUCAAGAUGACAGUCCCUUAUGGAGCUUGGUUUCACAAGGGACAGGUGGGAGGCUGGGCAACAGAGUAUGGAAACAUAUUAACCUUUGCCACGGUAAGAGGCGCAUCUCAUAUGGUGCCAUAUGCUCAGCCCUCUAGAGCUUUGCAUCUCUUCAGCGACUUUAUACAUGGGCGGAGGCUGCCAAACACAACUCGCCCCUCCAUUGAUGAAUGAGUCAAGUUCCCGACUUCAAAUUGCAGCUUGACAUUCCUCUUAGCUCUUUCCAUUAUUAAAUGUUAGUAGAUCGCCACUAAAUAUUAGUAGCCCUGCCAUGAAUCAUUUGUAGUUCAUUCUGAACAUAUAAACAAAGUUUAAUAUUAUGAAGCUAGAUACCCGACACAAAAUUUAAUAUUAUGCCCAUUUACUCACCAUGAAACUCAAGUAAAACCAGAAGUGUGUAAAUGCAUGCGGUUGUGGAGGGUGUUUUUUUUGGUAUAGUGUUGACGAUUCAAAU
Messenger RNA from Cuscuta europaea, 2254 nucleotides. The record is from the annotation of a GenBank genome assembly. NCBI's taxonomy places the organism in Eukaryota, Viridiplantae, Streptophyta, Magnoliopsida, Solanales, Convolvulaceae.